This is a messenger RNA of Cottoperca gobio, 699 nucleotides long. Its product is annotated as isotocin-neurophysin IT 1-like. NCBI's taxonomy places the organism in Eukaryota, Metazoa, Chordata, Actinopteri, Perciformes, Bovichtidae. Gene Ontology annotation, molecular function: neurohypophyseal hormone activity. The record is from RefSeq and is a predicted model, not a curated record. Gene Ontology annotation, cellular component: secretory granule; extracellular region. The transcript is spliced from 4 exons. The coding region runs from base 126 to 593 and encodes 155 amino acids.
UGUCUGUGUCACUCUCAGAAGACGCUCUGCUAGUAUAUAAGACAUGUCAGAGGCUCCAAGAACAGAAGAAGCAUCUGAAACCAACACUUCACAUCUACUGAUCAUCCAGAGAUUGAGCAACGAAAAUGACUGGAGCCGCCGUGUCCAUGUGCCUACUUUUCCUCCUGUCUGUAUGUUCAGCGUGUUACAUCUCUAACUGUCCCAUCGGCGGGAAGAGGUCCAUCAUGGAUGCUCCGCUGCGAAAGUGCAUGUCUUGUGGCCCCGGAGACAGGGGCCGUUGCUUCGGCCCCAGUAUCUGCUGCGGGGACGGCCUCGGCUGCCUGCUGGGCGCCCCGGAAACAGCUCACUGUGUGGAGGAGAACUACCUGCUCACCCCUUGCCAGGCAGGCGGGAGACCCUGUGGAUCUGAGGGAGGACGCUGCGCUGCUUCAGGACUCUGCUGUGAUGCAGAAAGCUGCACCACAGACCAAUCCUGCCUCAUCGAUGAGGAAGGAGACGACCAAAUCAGCCUGUCCGACGGCAGCGACCCCGCUGACAUCAUCCUCAGGCUCCUGCAUCUGGCCGGUCACACUUCUCAUCGAGUUCACCAAUGAGCUGCUCCUGACACCCAAGCCUCAUGGGAAAUGGGACUUGUAGUUGUAGUUCAUAUAGUUGUAUUUCUAUGUUAGUAUGUCGGUAGAGUGCCUUUGUCAAUAUAUU